UUCAGUUAAAUUGAAUUGCGAAAAAGCAACUGUGCCAAUUUAAAAUGAUUAAUUUGCUUUUCAACACAAUACGUAUUAAUCGGCAUCGGUACAAGGACUGGGAAUCCAAUUUCGGAGAAACAUCAACCGAGUAUAGAUUUUCGGACGGCGAGGCUACAGAGUUUGUAUUCGCACGGGCCGGCGCUGUCGAGCUGUCAUUGUUCAAUCGUCGCGCAAUACAAACGUACACAUCGAUGAAUCGGUCCGUUCAAGCGAAGACUGUGAUUCAUAAUUACACGGGUAUGUAUACACGAACCGGUGGGCCGAAUAAUCAGCGAAAAGAAGCGUUUGCAGAUGCACUUGAGCCUCGUGAUAAUUGUGAAUUAAAGAAUUGUGAUGGUGCGCGUGACUUGUACAUGACUCGAGCCGAGUGCCUGUAAUAUUUUUGAAGCUCGA
Molecule: messenger RNA, 435 nt
Organism: Trichogramma pretiosum
Lineage: Eukaryota; Metazoa; Arthropoda; Insecta; Hymenoptera; Trichogrammatidae
Exons: 2
Coding region: 45-419 (124 amino acids)
Source: RefSeq, a predicted model, not a curated record